AUGAAAUCAGAAGAUGUCCAUAAAGGAAAAGGAAAUCAGAAUAUGUCCUACCAACACUCUCUUUGUGGUGUGAAAUGAACGUCAUAUGCUGAUGCACAACAGUAAUGAACUUCAUCUUAUCCACAAUUUCAUUUCUAGUAUUUUUCUUUGACAAAACAAAACAAAACUUAUGGAGCAAAAUUAAACCCACUAUUGAACCAGAUCAUAUUCAUACACAAACAUUUUCAUCCUUAGAACUACAAAAAUGAUGCAUAUACAACACCUAAAGUUCAUACAAUCUACUACACAGAUUCUGCAUACCCAAAAUCAGAUCAUACACACCAGCAUUUCUGCUGUAAAUUCUAAACAAUGCUGUAAAAUUUCACGUCGAGACCUCACAAUCUUCACCAACUCCUCACUGCUGCUCUUGACUGCACAGACUUUACACCCAUAUUCUCGGUUGGAUGCUCGGGCUGAGGAAAAUCCUGUCCCACCGCAGGAAAACACGCAGGAUAGUGAUGGAGAGUUUUCGGGUGUGCAGGCAGAGGAAAACCCAUUGCAAGCGGAGGAAAACACACAGGAUACCACAGGAGAAGUGUCUGAUGUGCAAGCAGAGGAAAACCCAUUAGAUAACAAAGGAGAAAAUGAGCAGAAAGUAGCAGAAACUAGUCCUAAUAAGGAUCAAACAAAAAGGGCAUUUUUAGAUAUAUCCAUUGAUGGGAAGCCAAUAGGAAGGAUUGUGAUAGGAUUAUAUGAUGAAAAAGUGCCUGUUGGAGCAGCUAGAUUCAGUGAUCUUGUUAGUGGGAAAGCAGGCAUAACUUAUAGAAGAAAAGAGUUUGUAAAAAUCAUGCCAAAUUAUGUUCAACAUGGUGGGAUUAGGUCAUAUGGGGUGGAUGCUGAACUUGCUAAUAGAACAGGGAAGAGCUUAAGCAAUGAUACUUUGGUUGGUGAAUGGGAAAGAGAGAAUGAGGAAGUUCCGGGGACUAAGAACUUAGCAGGAACAGUUAGUAUUAUUGUAAGGGAUCCUACGAAACCGCCACCAAAAAUGAAGUUGGUUGCUAGACAAGGGAAGCUUCAGAUUGAUCAGGAGGAGGUCGGGAUCGAGCCAAAUGGGACCGAGUUUACUAUUGCUAUAAAGGACUCGCCUGAGCUUGAUUCGUCCGCUUUGGUUGUUGGUAAAGUGAUUGAAGGAAUGGAUGUUGUGGAGAAGGUUGCUCAAGUUAAGACUGUGCAAGAAAAUACUAGCUCUCCUUAUUUCAGGGUGGCUAAGUUGAUUGGAGACAAGAGAGCUGUAGUAGCAGAAAGGGGCUUCAACCGGCCGUACUCGAAAGUGAUAAUCACAAAUUGUGGUCUGCUUGAAUGACAUUGGAAAUUCACUAAAUUCAUUCUUGUUCAAAAUUUUGCUAUAUAGAGUGAAUAAAUGGUGUAUUAGAAUACAAAUUUAUUGCUUUUUGAAAAUGCAAAACUAGCCAGAUUUAGUCACUAGUAUGGCUAAGAAAACGACCAUCAUCUUCGUCAUUAUACUCAGUAUAUCUCGCUCAUAGAAGCUACGAAUUGGGUCUAGAAAGGUUUGGAAGACAAUAGACCAUACUCUUAUCAAAGAAGAUAAGGAGGUUACGGUUAGUGGUAACAUAAUAACAUUAAUAAUUAUAGAAAACCUUAUCAUGAGAAACAAUAGGAAACAAGCAUAACGAACUAUUUAAUUAUUGGUACUAAAUGAUAAAAUUGAUAAUGAAAAUACAUUGAAAUUUAGUUAGAAUAAUUACUUGACAAGAUUUAAACUCAUGCUUGUUCUACUCUUAUCAAUUCUUGUUCUCACAAAAAUUUAUUCACAUCUAUUACCACUUGAGAAUGAGG
Amaranthus tricolor (Joseph's coat) is the source of this 1836-nucleotide messenger RNA. RefSeq names its product peptidyl-prolyl cis-trans isomerase CYP26-2, chloroplastic. Gene Ontology annotation, cellular component: chloroplast. Gene Ontology annotation, molecular function: peptidyl-prolyl cis-trans isomerase activity. NCBI's taxonomy places the organism in Eukaryota, Viridiplantae, Streptophyta, Magnoliopsida, Caryophyllales, Amaranthaceae. The transcript is spliced from 2 exons. The coding region runs from base 245 to 1342 and encodes 365 amino acids. Gene Ontology annotation, biological process: protein peptidyl-prolyl isomerization. The record is from RefSeq and is a predicted model, not a curated record.